Ichthyophthirius multifiliis is the source of this 819-nucleotide messenger RNA. Its product is annotated as protein kinase domain protein. The record is from RefSeq and is a predicted model, not a curated record. Gene Ontology annotation, molecular function: ATP binding; protein serine/threonine kinase activity. Gene Ontology annotation, biological process: protein phosphorylation. Lineage: Eukaryota; Ciliophora; Oligohymenophorea; Hymenostomatida. The transcript has 6 exons.
AUGGAUUUAGUAAGUGGAGGAGAUCUCAGAUAUCAUAUAGGAAUAUAAUAUAGAUUUACAGAAAAACAAGCUUAAUUCUUUAUAGUUUGUAUUGUACUUUCAUUAGAAUAUUUACAUAAUAAUAAUAUAAUUCAUAGAGACUUAAAGCCUGAAAAUUUAGUUUUAGAUACUAAUGGUUAUCUAAAACUUACAGAUUUAGGAGUUGCAAGAGUUUUUAAAGAAGAUAACUUUUAAGAUACAUCUGGUACACCUGGAUAUAUGGCCCCAGAAGUAAUGUGUAGAUAAAAUCACACUUUUGCAGUAGAUUAUUAUGCUUUAGGAGUAAUUUGUUAUGAAUUAAUGUUAGGAAGAAGACCAUAUUUAGGAAGAAAUAGAAAGGAAAUAAAAGAAUAAAUUCUAUCAAAAUAAGUGUAAAUUAAAAGACAAGAAAUACCUGAUGGAUGGUCACUUGAAGCUGCAGAUUUUAUAAAUAGAUUAAUAUAAAGAAAACCUGCUAAUAGAUUAGGAUUUUUAGGGGCUAAAGAGAUUAAAUCUCAUCCUUUUUUGGCAAAUAUAGAUUGGAAUAAAGUACUUAAUUAAGAAAUGUUAGCACCAUAUUUACCUUAAGAUAUUUAAGAUAAUUAAGAAUAUAUAUAAUAAAUUUCGGUUGAUGGAUUGGAAUCUAAUGAAGAAUUAAUUUAAUAAAAUUCUAUACUAUUAAGAAAAGAUUCAGUAUAGAGUUUAUUCGCUCAAUAUAAUUAUUCGGUUUUAAAUAGAAAAGAAAUUUAUACAGGAAGUACAAAUAAUACUAAUAAUACGAAUUCAGAUAGAUUUUUAUGA